AUGGCACCGCUAGCGUGCCCCGGGUUACGCUGCAUUACAACUCUGGUAGUGCUGAUGAUAGUGCUAAGGGUUCGUGAUGUAUACGCGGUCAGCGGUAUAUACGUGAACAAUCACAAGAUAGACAAAUUUGAGACGGAUCGCGUUAAGCUGGUACGUCCAGCGGACACCAACACCCAGGAACCGUCGAAUUAUGUCAGUAAGCAUGGUUUGCUAACGAAAGACAACUUUACCAGCGCGCAGCAGUACUACCAGUACCUCGUCGGUGAAGAUCCCGUCAACUACAUUGAUCUGCUGUGGGGCAAAAACAAAACCCAGCUACCGUCGAUAUUUCGCAUCGGUGGUGUUUCCUCAGCUAAUUAUCAGUUUACGACCGCCGCACCACCGAUUGCCGGAUUCACCCUCAACUACUCCGAUGAUCAAUCGCCAAUCAAAAACACGCUCAACAACACGAAUCUUGCCUACCUCGGGGAUUACCAACGUCCACAAUCAGCACAAUCAAGUGUGGUAACGGCAUUGCCAUUCAGGCAACCGGUUUCCACUAUCCGGCCCCCAACAAAUCCCACUCGAAAGCGGCGAAAGAAGAAGCCAACUACUGGUACGGUGCCGUCCGCUCAGCAGGUGUUACUACCAACGGCGCUCGACGCGAUCGGUAUGCCACUGUCGGACACCACCAAAGCGGAACUAACGCCAGAGACGCUAUCCCUGUUAAGCCGUUACUACUCCUUUAGCUGCACUCUCACACCUAUACAACCGACGCCGUCAGCGCAUCCGACCUCAUCGACAGUCCUGCCACCGAUCAGCACGACACGCCGCACGAAGACACGUUACCUCACCAGUAAACCCACGGUAAAGCCCACUUCGAAGCGACCAAAACCCAGCACCGGCUCGAGUGGCGUCAAACAAAAGAAACCCGUCGUCUAUGUGGAUCCGCCAGUGAUAAAGCGUAUCGGUGGAAUGCUUGAGUCGGUGUACACGUUCAUGGAGAACGCCCUUACGAGCACCGAGUACGUGGAGGACUCGGCAGAGACGCGUGCGGUGAAGAAUUCCAACACGACCAAAGCUCCAACGCUUCCAAACUCCAAGAGCUCCAAAGUGAAACGAAACACCUACACGAAGUCAUCCGUCGGUGAUGCGGAGUACGUUGGCAGUGCAUCCGGGGAACCUGAUAGCGCUUCCCGUGCCACACUCGCGGACACCGAACAAACGUGGCUACCGGUGGGGCAUGAUGAGGUGUCGAAAGUUACCAAACAAAUUACGCCCAAACUGGUCACCAUUUCCGGACUCCCUUCAACGCUCAGUGCGGAUGGGAAUAAGAACAAAAUGACUACCAACAUACAGGUGACGAGUGAGUAUACGGCGGCGACACCACCGACCGUUACGCUCGGCAAACCACGUCCCGAUGACAGCGAGGAAUACGAUGACAGCAGUGAGGAGGAAUCGGAGGAGGACUUCUUCGACGGAUUCGGAGGGUUCGAAGAAGCGGACGACGAAGACGACGACGAUGAUGAGGAUGAGGAUGAUGGGAAUGACGAGCUGUACGGUGUUGGUAGUAGUGGACCGGUUCGUCCAAAUCGGCAGACAGCGCUCACCAACGACAAGGAUUACGAGGACGUUGCCACACACGUCGAACGGCCGGUGCGCAUUAAGCGUGUGAAGAAGCGACGGAGAAAGAAGCGCCCGGCGGUUAGCUACGAGGAUACGGCAGAGUACAGCGAUGAGGAUGGUUCCGAGGAGUUGGCAGACGAGUACGACGACAGAGACGAAUCGAACGGUGAGGAGGAUGAGGAGGACGAUUACGAUUCCGGCGAGUCACCAGACGAUGCGGAAGGAUUCUUUAGCAGAAUGUUUUCCACGUUUGGACGGUUUGUGCGAUCGCUUGGUUUUGGGGCGGCGGCACGCGGCACACCGGACGACUACGAUGACUAUUACGGUGGGAAUGCGCGCAGUACGACACCGCGCGUGCAGAGUGUACGGCGACGUCCCACGCGCAGCACCUCGGAAGAUGCCACCCUGGUGACACCUAACCAUCUAGCAAUGUUAUCGCCUGUACGGAGCCCUACAAAUUGGCUCGGUAUGCCGGGAUCUUAUCUAGUGAACGACAUCGCGGAGGAGCAAGACGUUCCACCGUUGGAAUUUCCCGCCGUAACUGCUCCGACGACCUCCACCACCGGGUGGUUCGAUCUGAUGAUGCCAUGGGAUUUUUUCAACCCCUGGACAUCGGGUGAUUCGUCCGGAGAAGGAGAGGAACUUCAUGUCACGAUACCACCCGUUACGGCAGUGCCGGAAAUGGAGCAACAACCCACGCCGACACCGUCCUCACCAGUGUCUGGAUGGUUGUCACAGUUUUUCGGUGCAAGUACCACAAAGCCGCCACCUGCAACUACUGCAAUACCGAAGCCAGAUCAACUGCUCUCAGUGUUGGCCCAAUAUGUCGCACAAACUGCCUCAACCAAGCGUCCCCCGGAGCCCGGAUCGGUGCAGACGACCCAACAUCCAUCCCGGCCAGUUUCCUACACAAACUAUCAACUUUGGCGCGUUUUCGUCCACACCGCGGAUCAGUUGCAACGGCUGGAAGACUAUCGGCAGUCUCCGGAUGGGAUACGGCUACAGUGGUGGAGCAACCCCUCAACAGUGCGCCCGACGGAUGUGCUGGUUCCUCCCGGUGUACAGGCCGACUCCUUGCGCGAGUUCCUGGAAGAGGAGGGACUACGGUACGAACCCACCAUACGCGAUGUAGGACAAGCGAUUGCCUACGAGAACCCACGCCUUACACGCCGCGAACAGAUGGAGAUGGAACUACUGCAGGGCCAUCCACUCACCUGGUACCGGUACCAUCGGUACGGCGACAUCGUGAAGUUCGUUCACCACCUGCAGAGACGUCAUCCUCGGCACGUGCAGCUGCUGCAUAUAGGCCGCUCGUACGAAGGUCGCCCUGUGACGGUGGUGCGCGUAUCAUUCGGACCGCAGCGACCUAAACGAUCGCGGAAACCCUCGAAGAAAAGACCAGCAGUGUUUGUAGAGGCUGGCGCCCAUGGUCACGAGUGGAUAGGGCCUGCCGUUGCUACGUGGCUUUUGAACCGACUCUUGGAGCUGCCUGACGUAUUGCAAGGGAAUAGUACACCCUCUACCGAGUCUGCUGAUCUGAAGAUGGUGCAGUCGUACGACUGGUACGUACUGCCGGUACUGAACCCGGAUGGGUACGAGUACAGCCACAGGCACGAUCGUUUGUGGUCUAAGAAUCGCUCAAACCAAACGCAACAUGCACCGGCCGGUGUUGGACAGGCACUCCUCUCAAGCGCCAUCAGCUGGUGGAAUGCUCACAAACCGCAUCUCACCGAGGACACCGGGCCGGUGGAGAGUUGCUACGGCGUGGACCUGAACCACAACUGGGCGUACCAUUGGCAGCAAGCAUCCGACCCGAUGUACCGCAAUCCGUGCAGUGACAGUUACGCCGGUGCCGAACCAUUCUCCGAACCAGAAUCUCGUGCAUUGCGCGAUUUUCUCCUCACCAGACGUCGCAACGUUCGGCUGUACCUGUCACUGCAGGCGUACGGACAGGUGUUGGCAUAUCCCGACAUCGAUAGCACUAUCACGCGGUAUGGGCCGGAAGCGUUCGGUGACGUGCACGAGAUGGCGUCGGUCGGUUUGGAGGCGAUGCGUGGCGAGGCUGGCGAGUUUUUGUACAGCCUCGAGCCGGAGACGGGACCUCUUACGUACGGUACUGCGACCGGUUAUGCACGGCACGGUGCCGGUAUACGGUACAGCUACACCUUCCGACUUCCGGAUAAAGGUACGCACGGUUUGUUACUUCCACCCUCGAGCAUUGUGCCGAUCGGACGCGACCUGUACGAGUUGCUUAAGGGUAUGAUAGAGUAUAGUUAA
Molecule: messenger RNA, 3882 nt
Organism: Anopheles moucheti
Lineage: Eukaryota; Metazoa; Arthropoda; Insecta; Diptera; Culicidae
Exons: 2
Coding region: 1-3882 (1293 amino acids)
Biological process (GO): proteolysis
Molecular function (GO): metallocarboxypeptidase activity; zinc ion binding
Source: RefSeq, a predicted model, not a curated record